Parasteatoda tepidariorum (common house spider) is the source of this 2210-nucleotide messenger RNA. Lineage: Eukaryota; Metazoa; Arthropoda; Arachnida; Araneae; Theridiidae. The record is from RefSeq and is a predicted model, not a curated record.
UCUUUGAUUCCCGGUAGUACUUUGUAUACUUCUGUGAGUGUAUUGAUUGGUGGACGUUUAACUCGUGUUCAUAAAUGCACUUUAUGUUCCUAUUCAUCAUCUGACACUUCAUGCAUGAAACUUCACUUAAGAAAGCAUACGGGAGAAAAACCUUUUGUAUGUAACAUAUGUGGGAAGAAAUUUUCCCAAAGGGGUUCAUUAUUAUGGAAUAGUCAUGAGUUGUAUUCUACAGUUAAAUUUACAAUCGAUCAGCAUUCCUAUCGUAAAUUUCAAUGCAAUCACUGUGAUUAUUCUUCUGUUCAAUUAUCUCACAUGAAGAGACAUUCCCUUAAGCAUACAGGCGAGAAACCUUUCAGAUGCUCGAUUUGUGGAAAAGCAUUCAAUCAAAAUGCUAAUUUAAAAACCCAUAUUGCAAUUACACAUGGAACCUGAACUAUGCUCAUUAUCUCAAAUGCAUGUACAUUUGAGUUAUGGUUUAAAAUUAUUCAGCAGAGAUUAAUCGACAAUGUCUGUCGAACAAUUUAAAUAUAAUUUUUUAUUAUUAUUUAGUUUUGUGUGAUUUAAUGAUUUAUAAUACAGUUGAAUACCGUUUUAGCGAAAUCCGAAAUAAUGAAAAUUUUAAUGUAACGAAUGUUUUCCGAAUCCCCAAAUGAAUCUCUAUAGAAACAAUUAAUUAAAAAUACUGAUAUUACGAAAUUCAAAAUCCGAUUUAACGAAGGUGAAAAUGAGCAACAAUUCCCAUUUUCUCUCAUGGUCAAAGCGCUUUUUCAUUCUUCAAAAGUAGACAAUGAUCUCAGAAUUCAAAUAUUUCUGCAUCUUCAAAAUAAAAAGUUUCCAAUAUGAAAGGGACAUGUCAAAAAAGACGAAUCACUUGGAAGGGACCACCCUAAAAAGACUGAACUCCAACCAUUCAUGUUUGAAGAAGUAAAAAUACACGUGGCUUUCCAAAACUGUGAGUUCCAGUUCAGUUGUUUGAACAUGUUCAUCAUUUGGAAAAGUUUGUAAUUCCUCCUGGCUCUAAAUCAUUUGUAUGGAAAAAAAUUACAGAUUAAGUCAUUUCUCAUAAAUUGUGUCACUCCUGCCCGCCAACUUUUUAUAACAACAAAAUCUCUCAUCGAUGGUGAUGUUACUCACACAAGCCAUCUUUUUAUAACAACAAAAUCUCAGAUUGAUGUUUCUCACCCAGGCCGUUUUUUUACCACAUCAAAAUUUGAAAUUGGUAACCGUAUUCGCCUUCUUCAUUGUUGCUGUCUUUGUGAAUAUUCAUCUGUUAAAAUGUCUAAUGUCAAGUCGCACAUUAAAACUCACACUGAUGACGCACAGUACUACGAUAUUGCCUCUGAUAGAAGCCCUCUUUUAAUAACUACAAAAUCUGUUAUUGGUAAUCGUAGUUGUACAAUUCAUCGCUGCAGUAUUUGUGGUUAUUCUUCUUUUAAAACUUCUAAUGUCAUAGGACAUAUUAGGAAGCAUACAGGUGAAAGACCAUUUACUUGUCCUAAGUGUGGGAAGGCAUUUGCUCAGAAAAGCAAUUUGAAAACUCAUAUCAUGCAAAUGCAUUCUGAUACAAGUGUUCCUAAUACUCAGUUGUAUACAUCAUCUGUGCAGUUUCUAGCUGGGCAUAACUAUCACCUGUAUCACUGUACUUUAUGCAGCUAUUCUUCCUCCAAAUUGAGUCAUGUGAAACAGCAUAUACGCAAGCACACAGGCGAAAAGCCCUAUAAAUGCCCCUUCUUAUUUGUGCACCAAAAUUUUAUUAUUGUUCUAAACCAAUUUUUUUCUUUAAUUUUAGGUUCAGUCAAGGCUCCUGCAUUAAGUUGUGAUCAAGAGAUUUUCUAUACUGAUAAUGUAGUAAUAAGUGGCCAACUCACCACCCUAUACCGUUGCCAAUGUUGCAAUUUUUCAGCUUACUCAUUGUUUGGAAUCAAAAGACACAUACGUGUACAUACUGGUGAAAAGCCAUUUGUGUGCGACCAUUGUGGACGAAGUUUUUCUCAAAAAGUUAAUUUGAAAACUCACAUGUUCCGAAAACAUUUACUAAAAUAAGAAAAAAAUUAAUUUUUUCUCAAGAUACACACCUGCAAUGGCACCUAAAGAAACGUGCAUAUCAUUUCGAAGGACAAUUAUUAGUGAUGAUGGCUCUAAAGUCUCGUGCAAAGUUUACCAGUGCCCAUUCUGCCCUUACACUUCUAAUUAUCGAUGGUGCGUGAAAC